AACUCUGGCCGGGGGCGCAGCGCGCCGUGCACGAGGCCCCCGUUCCCUCGCCACGCCCACUUCCUGCCCCAUCCCAGGCCUUUCCAGGUCCCCUCUCCCGGUGAACCGGAUGCUCUGUCAGUUUCCUCCUCCGCGUCCUCGGCGGCCUCCGCUUGCCUGGCAAAGCCGCAGGCACCCCCGAGGGCACGGGCAGGGGCUCCCGGCGGUUAGCCUGGCAGGAGUAGGACGCCGGUAGGAGCUGGGCGCGCACGGUUACCGAGCGUGGAGGAGACACUGCCCUGCGGCGAUGGGUGCCAGGGGCUCUCCUUCACGCCGGAGGCAGGCGGGGCGGCGGCUGCGAUACCUGCCCACCGGGAGUUUUCCCUUUCUCCUCCUCCUGCUACUUCUCUGCAUCCAGCUCGGGGGAGGACAGAAGAAAAAAGAGAAUCUUUUAGCUGAAAAAGUAGAACAACUGAUGGAAUGGAGUUCCAGGCGCUCAAUCUUCCGAAUGAAUGGCGAUAAAUUCCGAAAAUUUAUAAAGGCACCACCUCGAAACUAUUCUAUGAUCGUUAUGUUCACUGCUCUUCAGCCUCAGCGGCAAUGUUCUGUGUGCAGGCAAGCUAAUGAAGAAUAUCAAAUACUGGCUAACUCCUGGCGCUACUCAUCUGCCUUUUGCAACAAACUCUUCUUCAGUAUGGUGGACUAUGAUGAGGGGACAGAUGUUUUUCAACAGCUCAACAUGAAUUCUGCUCCUACGUUCAUGCAUUUUCCUCCAAAAGGCAGACCCAAAAGAGCUGAUACUUUUGACCUUCAAAGAAUUGGAUUUGCAGCUGAACAACUCGCAAAGUGGAUUGCUGACAGAACGGAUGUUCAUAUUCGAGUCUUCAGACCACCCAACUAUUCUGGCACCAUUGCUUUGGCCCUGUUAGUGUCACUUGUUGGCGGUUUGCUCUAUUUAAGAAGGAACAACUUGGAAUUCAUCUAUAACAAGACUGGUUGGGCCAUGGUAUCUCUGUGUAUAGUCUUUGCUAUGACUUCUGGCCAGAUGUGGAAUCAUAUCCGUGGGCCUCCAUAUGCUCAUAAGAACCCACACAAUGGACAAGUGAGCUACAUUCACGGAAGCAGCCAAGCUCAGUUCGUGGCAGAGUCACACAUUAUUCUGGUACUAAAUGCUGCUAUCACCAUGGGAAUGGUUCUUCUAAAUGAAGCAGCAACAUCCAAGGGAGAUGUUGGAAAAAGACGGAUAAUUUGCCUAGUGGGAUUAGGCCUGGUGGUCUUCUUCUUCAGUUUUCUACUUUCAAUAUUUCGUUCCAAAUACCACGGCUAUCCUUAUAGUGAUCUGGACUUUGAGUGAGAAGAUGUGAUUUGGACCAUGGCACUUUAAAACUAUAACCUCAGCUUUUUAAUUAAAUGAAGCCAAGUGGGAUUUGCAUAAAGUGAAUGUUUACCAUGAAGAUAAAGUGUUCCUGAGAUAUAGUUUGAAUUCUUGAGUUCAUUUCCAUGUUGUGAUAAUUCUAGCUUAUUCUUAUAUAAUUUUUGAAAUGUGUUUUCCUAGUGAAUUUAAUUUAUAGAAGUGGAUGGUUAAAUUUCAUAUUAGCACUGGAAAGAACAAAGGAAAUACUGAAGUGUUUUCAAGCAUAUUAUAUUCAGUAUAUGCUAUAGGACUGAAAUAAAUGACAAUGUAAUUAUGAAUUCAUGUGUUAGAACUGUUCACUCAUUAGUAAAGAAAACCACAAUGUUAGUAAGGGAAAACUAUGAAAUAUAUGUUAAAGAAUCCUUAAGGUUAUACAGAGAUAAGGUAUAUGCAUGAUAUGUCACGUACUGAAAAAUUAUACUCAUUGUCAUUUCAGUAUAAAAGAUGUGUGUAUGGUUACAGAUGUUUUGUUCUUAUUAAUCACAAUUAGAUAAAGAGACAGGGAGCUGGAUGAAUAGUGCCUGCAACUUGGAAGCCUAACCUGGGAAACGGAGGUUUUUCCCAGGACAUAAAUUUUAAAGCAAACAGGACUAAAUCAAUAAGCUUGAAAGCAUCAGGUGAUAGAAGCAACACACCAAAACUAGAAAUUAAUUCCUCUCUAACUUUAGAAGGGUCACCCAGGAAUCCAGACCUGUAACU
Messenger RNA from Odobenus rosmarus divergens (Pacific walrus), 2092 nucleotides. RefSeq names its product tumor suppressor candidate 3 (gene TUSC3). Lineage: Eukaryota; Metazoa; Chordata; Mammalia; Carnivora; Odobenidae. Gene Ontology annotation, cellular component: oligosaccharyltransferase complex. The coding region runs from base 287 to 1333 and encodes 348 amino acids. The record is from RefSeq and is a predicted model, not a curated record. The transcript has 11 exons.